CGGGCUCAGAAUUUGUCUUUGCCGCGGGUCUUUGAAUGACAAGAGAGCUCUCUCAUUGGGACGCGCAGCGUCAACUCUGGAGAGGGGACGAGGCGACGUGUUUCCUCUUUUUGCGCCGUCCUUGUGUUGCGCAAUGACGGCUGUGACAAGAAUAGACACGACGGCGUCGAAGAGACUCACACCACGGUUCGGGCCACGCUUUGUAGGUACUUAAGACCAGCGUUGACCUGCUGGAUCUGGAUCGUUCAGACACAAUCAUUCAAUCAUCCUUUCUUACUGACGAUUUUCUUUGAGUCUUUCCUUUGGCGGCCCUUCCAACAUUGUCACUUUCCUUACCACGCUUCGUUUGCUUGCUUCUUGCGAAUACAUCUUCCAGAGCACGUUUUGAUCAUAUAGCAAGGCUACGGUCGUUCUCUUCAUCUGCAGGCAGAUACCACACACGCUCUCUAGCUUACACGGUUACCGCAACGUGACGUCGCAAGCUCUUCUGCAAAUCACCGGUUUUGGAUUUGUCCUUCUUCCAACAAAUCACUGCUUCGACAAACUUUCUUAUCAGCCAGAACUCGUUCAAAACUAGCAGGCAGUAAACCUGACAGAAACCAAUCACAAUGGCCAUCCCAUCGUAUGGAGCUAAGCCUAUCAGCCUGACAUUUCUCGGAUGUAGGGCCCUCCAGCUCGUCUUCCUCAUCAUCAUCAUCGGCAUGACUGCCAACUUCGUCAACGGCAUGGUGAUGGACAACCACGACCCGUCCCAGGAGAUUGUCGGCGCGUUGGUCAUCACCUGCAUCGCUACCUUGUACACCUUGGUUUCCAUCUCCUUCUUCUGGGCCAACGCGCAGAUGGGAAUGUUCGUCAUGGCAGGCAUCGACUUCCUCAUCUUCAUCGCCUUCAUCGUCGUCAGCGUGACGGUCGGAAAGCCGGUCGCCAGCCUGAACUGCUACUGGCGCUUCGAGAACAUGGACGGCGAGGUGCUCAACGGCCUGCAAGAGAACUGGAACAAAAAGGGCAGCACCGUCAACCUCCAGUACUGGUCUGGAAUGAAUAAGUCCAACUGCUUCGAGACGAAGGCCAUCUGGGGGUUCUGCAUCGCGCUGACGAUCCUGUACUCCGUCACCGCCAUCCUGCUGCCGACACUGCACAUGAAGAACAAGAAGGUGGGUGGUUUCGUCAAGGCCGACGUCUAACUCAUCAACGCGCGGCCUCGCGCGUGAUGAUCUUGGUGCGACGUGAUACGUUUUCUACUACAAGGGCGCUUUCAGACACAGGGUGCUUGGGAUUGGGGGUCCGAGUUUGUGGAUCAUGUCAUCCGCUUGAUAAAACAGAACACAAAAAAGAAGAGUCUUGGUCCGUAAUGCAUCGUGAGAGGCGUUUUGCUCGGUGGAGCUUUGCUUGUUGGUAAUUUUUGGACCGAAACAAAUUGUCGCUGAUCUUUCGGAUGGCUCAGCUCGCUGGCUAGCGAGGUAUUAAUAGAAUAAUGACAACGAGGAGGAGGGCUGUCGCUGCACGGCAGAACACGCUCCCGAAAAAAAGGAACACAAAUCUAAAGAAGUCUAUGUUUUACCAUCAAG
Verruconis gallopava is the source of this 1568-nucleotide messenger RNA. RefSeq lists its product as uncharacterized. Bases 609 to 1184 code for a protein of 191 amino acids. The record is from RefSeq and is a predicted model, not a curated record. NCBI's taxonomy places the organism in Eukaryota, Fungi, Ascomycota, Dothideomycetes, Venturiales, Sympoventuriaceae. The transcript has a single exon.